AUGGGUCUUGCCCCCCAGCUGGUUGCCACCUUGCUCUGCCUGCUGGUAUGCCCUGGCAACUCCGUACGUGGGUGCAACAGAGUCUUAGGGGAGAUUGUCCAGACUCUGACCUCGCUCUUAGAAGAAAAGACUCCAUGCACGGAGAUGACUGUGGCACCCAUCCUCACAGAUUCCAAGAGCGCGUCGGACAGCGAGGCCCUGUGCAGGGCCGCGGGGGUGCUCCGGCAGUUCUACCAGCCGCACGGGGCGGCCACCCGGUGCCUGAUCCGCCACCAGCAGUGCCACCUUCUCGCCAGCCUGCGAGGACUCUACAGGACCAUUUCCCGCCUGGCCCCGACGAGAAACUGUCCUGUGAAUGAAUCUACACAGAGGACUCUGAAGAACUUCUUGGAAAACCUAAAAGCGAUCAUGCAAAAGAAAUAUUCACAGUGUGGGAGUGCGAUGUCUUAAUUUAUGACU
This is a messenger RNA of Jaculus jaculus (lesser Egyptian jerboa), 459 nucleotides long. RefSeq names its product interleukin 4 (gene Il4). Gene Ontology annotation, biological process: myeloid dendritic cell differentiation; extrinsic apoptotic signaling pathway in absence of ligand; positive regulation of amyloid-beta clearance. The transcript has 4 exons. Gene Ontology annotation, molecular function: interleukin-4 receptor binding; growth factor activity; cytokine activity. The coding region runs from base 1 to 450 and encodes 149 amino acids. NCBI's taxonomy places the organism in Eukaryota, Metazoa, Chordata, Mammalia, Rodentia, Dipodidae. Gene Ontology annotation, cellular component: extracellular region. The record is from RefSeq and is a predicted model, not a curated record.